Molecule: messenger RNA, 1439 nt
Organism: Limanda limanda (common dab)
Lineage: Eukaryota; Metazoa; Chordata; Actinopteri; Pleuronectiformes; Pleuronectidae
Gene: pgls
Product: 6-phosphogluconolactonase
Exons: 6
Coding region: 89-850 (253 amino acids)
Biological process (GO): pentose-phosphate shunt; carbohydrate metabolic process
Molecular function (GO): 6-phosphogluconolactonase activity
Source: RefSeq, a predicted model, not a curated record
CGUCGAAUUACAUUAGCCGACUGAAAAUCCUCCUCAUGACAGUCGGCACCUCAGACUCCAACAAGACAUUUCCAUUCAUUCCGUUGCCAUGGCUGACAGAAGAGUUGUGGUCUUCCCCUCCUCAGCGGAGCUCGGUCCGGCGCUGGCCCAUCUGGUGACGUCCCGGGCCGAGAAGGCCAUCGCCUCUCGGGGCCGGUUCACCCUGGGCCUCUCCGGAGGAAGCCUGGUGUCCAUGCUCGGCAAAGAGCUGCUCGCCGUGCCGGAGCUGGACUGCAGCAGGUGGCUGGCCGGCUUCUGUGACGAGCGGCUGCUUCCUUUCGAUGAUCCCGAGAGCACCUACGGGCUGUACAAGAGUAAAUUGUUUUCCAAGGUGAACCUCCCUGACAGCGGGAUCCUAACCAUCGACCCCUCUCUGCCUGUCAGUCAGUGCGCUGAGGAUUACACCCGCAAGCUGAAGGAGGCGUUCCCAGAAGACGACUUCCCUGUGUUUGACCUGCUGCUGCUGGGCAUGGGGCCGGACGGACACACCUGUUCUCUCUUCCCGGACCACCCUCUCUUGGAGGAAACCAAGAAGAUCGUGGCCCCCAUCAGCGACUCUCCCAAACCACCACCGCAGCGCGUAACUAUGACCUUUCCCGUGGUGAACGCUGCCCGCUGUGUGGCUUUUGUGUCAACGGGGGGAAGCAAAGCACCAAUUUUGAAGGAAGUGCUGGAGGGUAGAGAGGGUCCGGCGUUCCCAGCAGCCCGCGUGGUCCCAACCAACGGCGAGCUGUUCUGGCUUGUGGAUGAACCUGCAGCUGCCUCCCUGACCAUCCAGGUGGAGAGGCUGGGCUCAGGGGCCAAACUGUAGAGACUUUACCACCCUGAUGCAAAGAUCUGAUGUGCUUUUAAUCACAUCAGAUAUAAGUAGGGAGAGUAAUUCUAAAUGUCUUUUGACAUAUUAGGCGUUGCGGGCAUUUUCGUCACUGUGAAUUUGAAGAAACUGGAUAUUCAUUUUUGGGGGCGGACUUUUUGGCUCAGGGGUUAGAGCGGUCGUCCGCCAAACAAGAAGGUCACUGGCUUGAUCCCAGUCUCCCCCAUUCUGCAGGCUGAAUUGCAGAGGUUGUCCCUUGUCCUCAUAGAGAAAGUGCACAUAGAUGCAGUGUGUGAAUGUGGGUGAAUGGCACAAACAUACGGUACAUAUAUGAUAUAUAAAUGUGUGCAUAUGCAUUUUUAUAACAUUUAUUUUCGCAAAAAACAGACCAAUAACCUGUCAAAGGGAUUUUAUUUGGAAACUGUAAAGAAACAGUUUGUUCUUCUCAUCAGCUCAGAGUUGCAUUCACACCACUUAAAACAAAUCUUUAAAAAAAUCUAAUUUAAAACGUUGGUGCAUCAUAAAACCAUCUGCAACUUGUAUUUUCAUUCGCAGUCAAAACCCAAAUAAUAAAGUGUUAAACGUU